Molecule: messenger RNA, 1049 nt
Organism: Physcomitrium patens
Lineage: Eukaryota; Viridiplantae; Streptophyta; Bryopsida; Funariales; Funariaceae
Product: CASP-like protein 1U2
Source: RefSeq, a predicted model, not a curated record
CACAGGACCACCAAUUAUUGUGGGACCUUAAACCGGGGAACAUGGCUGCAACGGUAAUUGGCCUUGUGAAGAUCAAAGUGAGAGUGCUUGAAGUGUUGAAGCUUGUGCAGUGGACUCAGGCUCAUCGUCUAUGGUGGCUUUCAAGCUUCGGCAUUGCGUCAAGAAGCAGGGUCUGUGUUAGAGGAUUGAAGCUCGUAGUGCAUAUCACUUGUUGCUGCAGCCAUGGCUGAGCCAGUGAUUGUGGUUCCGAGGAAGGGUGUCUACAGCGAUGACAGUUACCAUCACCAUCACAGACACCACUCGUUUCACAGCUGCACCAACUUCCUUCUCCGGACUUUGACUGCUGGUGCGACUGCCGCUGCAGUUGUCGUCAUGCUCAUUUCCACGCAGACCUCGGGGACCAUCUAUGGCUAUUUCAGGGGUCGUUGGAGAGAUUACCCUGCCUACAAGUGGCUUAUCAUUGCGAACGCUGUGGUAUUUGUGUACUCUGUAAUGGCGGCCAUUGUGGCGUGCUUUUCGGUGAUCGCACGGAGAGGGCCUCUCAGCUACUCGCCAAGCGCAUGGCUGACACUCCUAGUUGACUUCCUUGCAGCGUCUGCGUUGAUAUCUGCGGCGUCAGCAGCGCUGGCGGUCGCUUUGCUAGCAAGGAAUGGCCAAGACUUGCAAGGAACGCAUUACUGGCCCACGGUCUGCAACUAUGUGUCAAAGUUCUGCGACUACACGCAAGGCGCCAUCAUCGCCAGCUUCGUCGGCUUCGGAUUGCUGUUCCUGUCCACUCUCUUAGCCGCCUCUGCUCUCUACCACCUCUCCCAUCGACGACAUUGAAGAGGAGCCCGAGUGUCUGAGCUCAUAAUCUCAUUUCUGCAGAUUGCAACAUGAGCACGUAGUCUCUUUGUAAUAUAUGUGCAGCUUUAGCUAUUUGCCUAGUUGUAAGUGGACUACGUCCUAGACAAGCCAGCUCUUCUCUACACAUGACAGAUUACUGCACUGUGUCAAAUCAAGAUGAAUCAAUAAAUAAACUAGAAUCCUUUUUGCUUUUGAGGUCUGAA